AUGGCUUCCAACACCAAAAUUGUUGGGGAACUCGUAUAUACAAGCCUCAACGUCCCCCCAAAACAGUACCAAGAUGUAUACCGCAGCACUCUAGAGCCUAUUCUUCUGGCCCGACCAGGCUUGAUCUUGGCCAUGGCUGGCGUCGUCACUGCAAGCACAGAUCAACAGAGUCCCACUGUAGUAUCGUUGGUUAACUGGGAGAGCGUGGAUGCUCAUGUAGCGUUCAUCGUGGGCCCGGCGGCAAAACCCUUUUUCGAAGCUUCUAUGCCCCUGAUGAGUGCAGCGCCUACCGUCGAGCAUUAUGGUAUCAGUGUCCUUCGAACGCCUGCCGUUGAGAGCCGGUACACACGUUUGCUGAAAGCCACCAAUGAUGGCGACAGGGAACUCUUGGCAAGGAUUCACGAGAAGCAUGUGGCUACUGAGGGGGCAGACAUGGCGGCAAUUAGCGAUUGUGUGGAGGAUGCAUCGUUGAGAACAUUGAUACUAUUCAGCAACUCUGAUAAAUUUGAGGCGGCAUCUGAUGUCUCGAAUGGUGGCACCAACAUCAAGUCCUAUACAAUCGAGUGGUAUGCAAGAGGGGUAAAGAGCGAAUAG
Molecule: messenger RNA, 594 nt
Organism: Trichoderma harzianum CBS 226.95
Lineage: Eukaryota; Fungi; Ascomycota; Sordariomycetes; Hypocreales; Hypocreaceae
Exons: 1
Coding region: 1-594 (197 amino acids)
Source: RefSeq, a predicted model, not a curated record